AUGAAUCCCAACGCCAACUUGAACAACAUCUUCGAUUUCCCAGACCUGCCACUUGUUCUACCAAAAAUCGAGGUGCCGGAUUCAUCUGAUUUCCUGCUACCCUCACCACAAGAACUUCAACAAUUCGAUCCGCCGCGCAAUCUGGUCUCACAAAUCGCUCGUCGUUGGAGCUGCGGCGAUUCACAACAUGCGGUCGACGAAAUGCCCGCCUCCUACUACCAUAACCUCGGCUUUGCUCUUCAUAACCACAUUCAAAUGUCGAAUCAGCGUUAUUUAUCGGAUUUUAAUUGUCCUUCAACGGUUUCACCAAUUCCAUCUGCACACGAGCCGGGUCAAAUGCCGCCGAUGACACCGUAUGAUCAUAUUGGUCAGGAUCCACAUUUAUUCUCUGCUUAUGGCAAUUCUAUGAUGCCCAGUGACGUUUCAUACUUCGACAACGGUUCUCGUUCGAUCUCAGCUCCAAAUAUUGGAAAUCCAGGUCUCAAUACUACUGUCAUGACAAGCGGUAACUCUCAAUCUUGUGCAAAUCGGCGACGGUUCCGUACCAACUUCACUGAGCAACAGUCAAGCUUUCUCGAAGACUCAUUCAAAGAAUCUCACUAUCCGGAUCACAAAUCUAAAAAGCACAUGGCGAAUUACUUGAACAUUCCGGAAGACCGUAUAACGGUCUGGUUCCAAAAUCGUCGUGCUAAAUGGCGAAGGAAAGAGCAUCGCCAGCGUGAUCGGAGCAAAAAUGAACUUUUCACAAGUACGCCGAGCUCUUUCGAUUAUUCAUGCUUCCCUGGGCCAAAUCCAGAAGAAAUACCAGAUGUGAAACAUCCGAAUAUUUAUGGGAUGCCAGGUUCACAGCUUCAGAUGACACAUGAUCCAUUCCAAAUGAACCCAGACGGUAACAAUGUUGAAUAUCUUCACAACCAGGGUCAGCACUAA
Caenorhabditis remanei is the source of this 930-nucleotide messenger RNA. RefSeq lists its product as uncharacterized. Gene Ontology annotation, molecular function: DNA-binding transcription factor activity, RNA polymerase II-specific; RNA polymerase II transcription regulatory region sequence-specific DNA binding. The record is from RefSeq and is a predicted model, not a curated record. The transcript is spliced from 5 exons. Gene Ontology annotation, biological process: regulation of transcription by RNA polymerase II. Bases 1 to 930 code for a protein of 309 amino acids. NCBI's taxonomy places the organism in Eukaryota, Metazoa, Nematoda, Chromadorea, Rhabditida, Rhabditidae.